Molecule: messenger RNA, 2430 nt
Organism: Schizosaccharomyces japonicus yFS275
Lineage: Eukaryota; Fungi; Ascomycota; Schizosaccharomycetes; Schizosaccharomycetales; Schizosaccharomycetaceae
Product: tRNA dihydrouridine synthase Dus3
Exons: 2
Coding region: 350-2278 (642 amino acids)
Biological process (GO): tRNA dihydrouridine synthesis; tRNA processing; tRNA modification
Cellular component (GO): nuclear periphery
Molecular function (GO): tRNA dihydrouridine synthase activity; mRNA dihydrouridine synthase activity; metal ion binding
Source: RefSeq, a predicted model, not a curated record
AGCAAAAAUCACAGAAAAUGAGAAAUUCGACAAGGAAAUAGGAUGGAUGCACGUAGAAUACGAUUAAAAAUACGCUGUAUAUCUUUAUAACACUGUUAAAUUUUCAAAAAGUGUGACUCUCUUGAUGAUGAUUCCUCAAACUUAAAUUCUCCAUAUUCUGCCCGUUUUCAACGAAUUUGUGUUCUUGUUAAUCCCGAUACCGCACCGAGAAUUACUGAUUCUUAAUUCUUAUUGAUAAAAGGUGAAAUUCAAUGAAUUGAUGGUUUGCACCUUGUCGCUUUCUGGAGUCUAACGGACCUGUCCUUUACCAAACACCUUGUUUCACCGGAUUCUUUCAUAAGCUGCAGGGAUGGCUGAAAACGGCGUUGCCGCUAUUAAAAAAGAAUUUCUUGCAGAACCUGCCCAAGGUGCUACAGGUGAAAAAAGAAAACGGAAAGAACGUGGCCAGAAUAAACGGAGAAACAAAGUCAUUGUUCGAGAAGACAAUGCACUGUGUCCUCGUAUUUCUUUAGGAGAAGAAUGUCCGUACGGCGCGGAAUGCCGGUUUCCUCAUGAUGUCGAAGCUUAUUUGGCUCAGAAGAAGCCUGACAUCGGCAAGGUCUGUACGCUGUUUGAUAAAUACGGACGGUGCCCUGCGGGUUUCAAGUGCAGAUGGCUUUCAGGACAUGUCCGCGAAGACGAAGACGGCAACCAUGUCCUUGUAACUCGACCAGAUGCCAAGGCACCAACGAAGGUCACAAAUUCCAUGAACAAAGAGGUUCAAAAAAAACUACGUACCAAACAGCUUGACCUCUCGAAAAGCGAGGAAGUCAUUGCUCUCGUUCUCGGUCCUAUGAACAAGGAUGACUCGAAACAAUCCGACCGUAAUAGUGAACGACAAGCAGCAAAGAAGGAGAAAAAGAAAGAAAUCGAAGAGAAAGGUGUAGCGGCAUCAGGCGAAGAGGCCGUUACCUCUGUGAGUGAAGCUGUCACAUCGGGAGAACAGAAGGCUGCUAGUAGCACAGAGCAAGCUGCUCCCACUGCUACCGAACCUCCCACUGCGCAACCUGCUACCGACACUUCUUUUGAAGGUAGAGCAUUUUUGGAAUUGCCUACUCUUCGCCCACAAGAAAAAAAAGUAAUUGACUGGCGCAAUCGUAUGGUGCUUGCACCUCUCACUACGGUUGGUAACCCAGCUUUCCGUCAACUUUGUGCUAGUUUUGGUGCUGAUACAUUUUAUUCGGAAAUGGCGCUUUGCUAUCCUCUUAUGCAGGGUCACCAGCCAGAAUGGGCACUCGUUCGCGGUGUCGAAAGUGAACGUCAAACCAUGAAAACGGGCAGACGUGGCAUUUUUGGCAUUCAACUGGCUUGUGGAAAGCUGUGGCAAGGUGUGAAAACCGCUCAAGUUUUGUCCGAGUACUGUGAUGGUCUUGACUUUUUGGAUUUGAAUUGUGGAUGCCCCAUUGACCUCGUGUACCGCCAAGGUGCUGGUUCCGCUCUGCUUGAUAACCACACAAGACUAAUCCGCUCGUUACAGGGCAUUGAUACCAUUUCCGGUUCUUUGCCUACCACGGUGAAGCUUCGUAUGGGAUGUCGGGAUGACCAUCCCAUCGCUAAACGGUUGAUGACACGUAUCUUCCACGAGACCAAUGUUUCUGCCGUAACCCUGCACGGUCGUUCACGCCAACAGCGUUACUCAAAGUUGGCCGACUGGGAUUAUGUCCGCCAAUGUGCCACUGAAAUUCGUACGUUGAAUGAGGCACUGGAAGAGAAACCGGACGCAUUUCCCAUGCGAAACCAACGCAUGGCUGUCAUCGGAAAUGGCGACUGUUUUACAUACAAGGAUUGGUAUGAUGGAAUGGAAACCGGUGUCGACACUGUUAUGAUCGCUAGAGGUGCACUCGUAAAACCAUGGAUAUUCGAAGAAAUUGAAGCUCGUCAAUCAAUCGAUAAGUCAUCUACACAGAGAUUGGAAAUGUUGCAAGAGUUCUGCAAUCAUGGUUUAUCUUAUUGGGGUGCCGAUGAACGUGGUUUGAAUACAACUCGUCGAUUCUUCCUCGAGUUUAUGAGUUUCUUCCAUCGUUAUACCCCUGUUGCCAUGUACGAGGAGGGUGUCAAUCCUAAAUUGAACGAGCGUGCUCCUGCAUAUAAGGCCAGAGAUGACAUGGAGGCCAUGUUAGCUAGCCCGAACGUUGCCGACUGGAUUUCGUUGAGUGAACGUUUUCUUGGACCAACUCCCCCUCGAUUUACGUUUACACCGAAGCACAAGAGCAACAGUAUGGAUGAGGCGGAAGGAUAGAUGCACUCGUGAUUUUUGUAAAGCCGGUUGUUUUUUUUUGGGGGGAAGGAAAGGACGUUAAUUAGUUUUGUGAAUACGAUAACAAAUUAAGUGAAAGAGAGAGUGAUGUAUGUAUGUGUUAUUUUAUCAGUACAAAAGUUUUUCGAUAUUCA